Messenger RNA from Dentiscutata heterogama, 609 nucleotides. The record is from the annotation of a GenBank genome assembly. NCBI's taxonomy places the organism in Eukaryota, Fungi, Glomeromycota, Glomeromycetes, Diversisporales, Gigasporaceae.
AUGUCUUGUUUACAAUUUUUACGAUUACAACAGACAAAUGUAGAAAAGCUUUUAAAUGAUUUGAUUUCAUCAUAUAAAAAUAAAAAAUUCUCUGAUACAAAGAUAAUCGUUGGCUGGUGUCAAAAAGUAGAUGAAUAUUUUGUUAUAAAAAAGCCGAAUGCUACACUCGAUUCUAUGAAUAUUAUUAUUAGAUUUCUUUAUGGCGUAGAUUUCAAUACAUCACAUGAUGUGAAAACACUUUUGAAUACAUUUUCGCUUACGGAUGAAAUGGGCACCAUGGUAUUACAUAAUGGAUUGAAGUCAUAUUUCAUCGAAAAUAUCAUAACAAUUAUGAAAAACAACCCAUUAUUAAUUUUAGAAUUUAUUAAGAUAUUCAUCUUGUAUGAUGAUUUGAAAGAAUUAUUGUUAAAAGCUUUGUGUUUGAAUUCGGCGUUAUUAUUCAAUUUCGAUAACAAAGAAAUUCCUGAAAAUAUUCUCUAUGAAUUAAAAUUAAGGUCAGAGUUAUGUCUGGAAGAAAACUUGCUAUUAAGUAGAAUUAUUCAAUGGUUGUUGGAUACAAAUGGGUUUCCAGAUAAGAGAAGAAAUAUAAAUAAUGAUAUACUUUCUGAG